AUGGCUCCUCCCAAGAAACCAAACGAGAAAAAAUCCAAGGCGGUGAAGAAAGUGGAAGAAGAAGAAAACCACCGCAACGUGACAUUCUCGAAGCGGAAGGCGGGGCUGUUCAACAAGCUGACAGAGCUCUCCAUUCUCUGCCAGGCGGAAACUGCACUGAUCAUCGCCUCCCCGAAUGACAAGCUCUACGCCUGCGGCUACCCCUCCGCGGACGCCGUCAUACGCCGCUUCCUCACACGAGGUCCCCCCGCCGCCGCGGGAGGAAACAUGAACGAUGAGGAGAGGUUGGAAACCCUUAGGGCGAUGUAUGAUGCUGUUCAGGAGCAGUUGAAGGAGGAGAAGAAGAAGCUGCAUGAGAUCAUGGAAGAGCAGAAGAGAAACCCUGGGGUUUUUCCUUCUUGGUGGGAGACUCCGAUGGAUGAGAUGGAUUUGGAUGGUCUUGAAAUAUUCAAGAAAUCUUUGGAGAAUUUGAGGUUGAAUUUGGUUAUGCGGUAUAACACUGCCACGCCGCAACCGUUGUCUGUGGUGUUUACUCCUCCUCCGUCGCCGCAGCCGCCGGUGACUAACUUUUCCAUCAACUGGCAACAAGUUAUGCAGGAUGAGAAUCGGAAUUAUUAUAACAUUGAACGUGGGUGUACUAGUGCUGGUGCCAGUGUCACGCUUCCUCCGUUUGCGCCGCCGCAAUCAGUGAUUCCACCUCCGCCGUUAGCGGUGGUUUCAGAUAACUGUCAUGGGUGGCAAGAAGUGGAGAAUGGGAAUUGCAUUGAAUUUGAAAGUGGAAGCACUAGCUCUGGCUAUGAUAAUACUGGUGUCACACUUGCUCCGUUUCCUCCAAGUUUUGAUUAUUGCAGUACCAAUGGCAGUGUCAUGCAUGCUCCUUCCGGUUUCGGACAAUUUUUUUAUUAG
Messenger RNA from Lotus japonicus, 906 nucleotides. Its product is annotated as MADS-box transcription factor 47-like. Gene Ontology annotation, biological process: regulation of transcription by RNA polymerase II. Bases 1 to 906 code for a protein of 301 amino acids. The transcript has a single exon. NCBI's taxonomy places the organism in Eukaryota, Viridiplantae, Streptophyta, Magnoliopsida, Fabales, Fabaceae. The record is from RefSeq and is a predicted model, not a curated record. Gene Ontology annotation, molecular function: DNA-binding transcription factor activity, RNA polymerase II-specific; protein dimerization activity; RNA polymerase II cis-regulatory region sequence-specific DNA binding.